GGUAAAAUAUGGUGGUCACUUGUCUUCCAUGAUGCAUGUGGAAAAAUAUGAUUCGACAGUUUAUGGAAAGUUGGAUAAAUCUUGCUGAUAUAUUUGGAAGUAAGAAAACCUCUCAACACAGUUAGAUGGCGAUAACUUGACAGCAUACAUUGUAACCAAAGAAGUUCAAGGUCAGAUAGCUUUAUCCUCUUACGAAACUUUAAAGAAUUAUUAUAGUGGAAAUGGCGUUUAUAGCUUCAAGAUUUCGUAUUUCGAAUAUAAUACGACACAAAUUUACAGCCAUCUCAUGUAGAUGCCAAGGAACUGCUCAACCACAAACUCAAACUAAAGAUAAUGUUAAAACUGAAGCGACCUUUAACUGGCAGGAUGCACUAAAUCUGGAGAAUCUAUUAUUAGAAGAUGAGAUACUGGUACGGGACCAGUUCAGGGCCUACUGUCAGGACAGGUUAAUGCCAAGAGUCCUCAUGGCAAACAGAAAUGAAAAAUUUGACAGAGAGAUUAUACCAGAAAUGGGGUCUAUAGGAGUGCUUGGACCACAUAUACAUGGUUAUGGUUGUGCUGGAGUGUCAUCUGUAGCUUAUGGUCUCAUAGCCAGGGAAGUAGAGAGGGUAGACAGUGGUUACAGAUCUGCUAUGAGUGUCCAGUCUUCCUUAGUUAUGCAUCCAAUAAACGAAUACGGUACAGAAGAACAGAAACAAAAAUACUUACCUAGAUUAGCAAAAGGGGAGCUAAUCGGGUGUUUUGGAUUAACAGAACCUAACCAUGGAAGUGAUCCUUCAUCUAUGGAAACUAAAGCCAGAUACAAUCCAUCCAGUAAAACCUUCACAUUGAAUGGAACUAAAUCUUGGAUAACAAACUCACCUAUUGCAGAUGUAUUCAUUGUGUGGGGUAAGUGUGAUAGAGACAAUAACAAAAUCAGAGGAUUUAUAUUAGAGAAAGGAAUGAAAGGAUUAACAGCUCCAGUGAUUCAAGGCAAGUUUUCAUUGAGGGCCAGUAUAACAGGACAGAUCUCUAUGGAAGAUGUAGAAGUACCUGAAGAAAACAUGCUACCAAAUGUCAUGGGACUAGGGGGUCCCUUUGGUUGUUUGAACAGUGCACGCUAUGGUAUUGCUUGGGGGACAUUAGGGGCAGCAGAGUUUUGUUUGGAAACAGCCAGGCAAUAUACAUUAGACAGAAUUCAAUUCAAAAAACCUUUGGCCAAGAAUCAGUUGAUACAGAAAAAAAUGGCUGAUAUGUUAACAGAGAUUUCUUUAGGAUUACAGGCCUGUGUACAAGUCGGCAGGCUGAAGGAUCAAGGAAAGGCUACACCAGAAAUGAUUUCUAUGAUAAAGAGAAAUUCAUGUGGUAAAUCUUUAGACAUAGCUCGUUUGGCAAGAGACAUGCUUGGUGGAAAUGGAAUCUCAGAUGAAUAUCAUGUGAUUAGACAUGUGAUGAACCUUGAAGCUGUCAAUACAUACGAAGGUACUCAUGACAUACAUGCAUUGAUAUUGGGAAGAGCUAUCACAGGAAUCCAAGCUUUUACAUCAGAUUGAUAUAGUGUGUUGUGACUUCUACCAGUCUUCUAGUCAGUGAAGAGAAGGUUAUUCAAUUAUAUUAUCUAUAUAGUAUACGGAAGACACUGGUAUUACCUCAAUGGUAAAGUGGCAUUAAGAAGACAACUGUCCACCUCAUUUUGUUUGCUUCAAAACAGUUCUUUUAUCAUUGAGAUUGUAUAUUUAAUGAACAAGUAUAUAUUACAAAAAAUACAUUAAAAAGUGUAUUUUAAUGAUAAGCAGUGUGCCAAGUCUAUAUUUUUUUUUAUCUUAUUCAGAUUGAUAACAUUGUCAUUACUAUUCAGAGUUUAAUUAAGCUUCUAUGUUGAUAUUUAUAGACCAGUUAUAGGUUUUGGAUGAAGCAAUGAAGCUUCUAUUUGUCUUGUUAGUUAUUUCCUAAUAAUGUGAUUUUGUAAAAGUUUUCUCAUAAAAAGUGAGGAAGAUGUAGAAGGGCAGGUAAAUAUUAAAAGUUUAAGGACAGAUAACACCAUCCUCUUAAGAAAAAAAGGCAAACAACAUUCUACAUCACACAGAAAACUAAAGAUUAAUAACAUGAAUCCGCUCAAAACUGGGGGAAUGUGAAUUCUUGUACUCCAGAAGGAAAAGCAGUUCCUACUCUACUAUAGGCACUCUUAUUUUUGCUUGUGUCAAGGAAAGACCUGGUGAAAUCUUAAAUUAGAUAAGGAAUUACCUAUACAUUUAUAGUUUACUUAUGUUUUUAUACACCCAUCAGUGACAGACCUAUAAUUAGAUAAGGAAUUACCUAUACAUUUAUAGUUUACUUAUGUUUUUAUACAUCCAUCAAUGACAGACCUAUAAUUAGAUAAGGAAUUACCUAUACAUUUAUAGUUUACUUAUGUUUUUAUACAUCCGUCAGUGACAGACCUAUAAUUAGAUAAGGAAUUACCUAUACAUUUAUAGUUUACUUAUGUUUUUAUACAUCCGUCAGUGACAGACCUAUAAUUAGAUAAGGAAUUACCUAUACAUUUAUAGUUUACUUAUGUUUUUAUACAUCCGUCAGUGACAGACCUAUAAUUAGAUAAGGAAUUACCUAUACAUUUAUAGUUUACUUAUGUUUUUAUACAUCCGUCAGUGACAGACCUAUAAUUAGAUAAGGAAUUACCUAUACAUUUAUAGUUUACUUAUGUUUUUAUACAUCCAUCAAUGACAGACCUAUAAUUAGAUAAGGAAUUACCUAUACAUUUAUAGUUUACUUAUGUUUUUAUACAUCCGUCAGUGACAGACCUAUAAUUAGAUAAGGAAUUACCUAUACAUUUAUAGUUUACUUAUGUUUUUAUACACCCAUCAAUGACAGACCUAUAAUUAGAUAAGGAAUUACCUAUACAUUUAUAGUUUACUUAUGUUUUUAUACACCCGUCAGUGACAGACAUAUAAUUAGAUAAGGAAUUACCUAUACAUUUAUAGUUUACUUAUGUUUUUAUACACCCAUCAAUGACAGACCUAUAAUGAUAUUCCAUUGUCUGGUUGUCCUAGCAGGUCUAGAGAUGAUCCAAGUUUGCUAUAAGUAAUUGGUAUGAAUUUUUCACACAAUGAUUGAUUCCAUUAUAAAGACAAUCUUAUUUUCCAUUGUGAAAGCAUUCAGAUUUUAGUAAUUACACUCAAGGAUUAUCAGCACUUUUCAUGUUAACUUAGUUUUCUUUGAAAUGUGUGUUUUUGAUAUUAACAUGUACUUUUUCGUUGCAUGGUGACAUGACCUCUUUUGAUUUUGAAGAUAUUCAGAUGUGUUAUUCCACUGGUAAGUGACAUCCAAUUAUGAAAUAUGUGACAAUUUCAAUUAUACAUGUCAUGGCUCUUGAUGCAGCUGUUUAUUUACAGAAAACUGAGCUAAAAUAGGAAGUAAUUGUUUUAUUUAUAUUCAGUUCUCUCUAUGGAAAGAGAUAAUUUUUUAACAAUAAAUGAUUUGUUAGCUGUGAUAGUUUUUAUUAUUAUUAUUGUUGAUAAAGGAGAUCAUGAUAAUUAUAAUGUGUAAAUAUUUCAUAUAAUGUCGCUUGUUUUAAAAAAAAAAGUUUCUUAUUGGAAUCAUGAUAAAGGUAUAUGUACUGAGGAUUUAUUAAUAUUUGUGAGUUUAAAUUGUUGUGGAUCAAAGUAAAACUGAAUUUUUGUACAUGCUUGAUUUCAAACGUAAAGUAAAUUUAGGUUUACUUAAACACUAACAUCCCUAGUUCACUUGUAACAACAAAAUCCAAGAAAAUUAGUACCAAAAACAUUGAAAAAUUAAUUUACACAAAGUCAGUGUUUUUUAUGUGCACUUUUGAUGCCUUAUUUGUAUUUGAUGAAUUGACAAAAAAUGUCUAGAUACUGUUAUAAAGCAUGUUAUUUUUCUACUUCUGAAACUCACAAUUUAAUUUUCUGGUGAAAUUAUCAUAAAAAAAGGUAUUUUUUAAAAGUUGUUUUACAUUAUUGGUACAAUGAUUACUAUAUAUUUGUUAUUUGUUAAGCAAAAUAAAUGAAUUAUUUCAACAUAACAUACAUGUGCUUAUAUUAUAAACAUAUUAAUGAAAAAUCAAUACCUCAGAGAAGAAGGGAGAAGGAUAUUAAAAAAGUUAAAAAUCAAUUAAUAAUCAGCAUUUUUAUGUUUAUUAUAUUUUAAAGAUUUUGCAUUUUUGAAUAUUAAAAAUUAAACGAUAUUUGAUUUGCGAUGUAUAUGUAUAAAUGUAUUUUCGUGUUA
This is a messenger RNA of Mytilus californianus (California mussel), 4221 nucleotides long. RefSeq names its product glutaryl-CoA dehydrogenase, mitochondrial-like. NCBI's taxonomy places the organism in Eukaryota, Metazoa, Mollusca, Bivalvia, Mytilida, Mytilidae. Gene Ontology annotation, biological process: fatty-acyl-CoA biosynthetic process; fatty acid beta-oxidation using acyl-CoA dehydrogenase. The transcript is spliced from 12 exons. Gene Ontology annotation, cellular component: mitochondrial inner membrane. Gene Ontology annotation, molecular function: flavin adenine dinucleotide binding; glutaryl-CoA dehydrogenase activity; fatty-acyl-CoA binding. The record is from RefSeq and is a predicted model, not a curated record. The coding region runs from base 222 to 1532 and encodes 436 amino acids.